GCUAUAUAGGGCGGCGGGGAGCGGGGCGCAGCGCGGCGGAGCCAUGGGCAACCGGGUGGCUCGGGGGGACUUCGAGUGGGUCUACACCGAGCAGCCCCACACGCAGCGCAGGAAGGAGAUCCUGGCAAAAUAUCCAGAGAUCAAGACUCUGAUGGGACCAGAUCCACACUUGAAGUGGAUUGUAUCUGGAAUGGUUUUUACGCAGUUUCUAGCAUGCUAUCUGGUGAAAGACUUAUCUUGGAAAUGGAUUUUCUUCUGGGCUUAUGCUUUUGGGGGUUGCAUCAACCAUUCACUGACACUAGCUAUCCACGAUAUCUCACACAACGUCGCCUUUGGGAACAAGCAGGCCAAGUGGAACCGAUGGUUUGCAAUCUUUGCCAACCUGCCAGUCGGUAUCCCUUACUCUGCCUCCUUCAAGAAAUACCACAUAGACCAUCACCGGUACCUUGGUGGGGACAGUUUGGAUGUGGACAUUCCCACAGACUUUGAAGGCUGGUUCUUCUGUACACCGCUUCGGAAACUGCUUUGGCUCUUCCUCCAGCCUUUCUUCUACAGUCUGAGACCGCUGUAUGUGAACCCCAAAGCAAUCACACGGAUGGAAAUUUUUAAUGCCAUUGUGCAGUUUUCUGUUGAUCUUACCAUUUACUACCUUUGGGGGCUCAAACCUGUUAUUUACUUAAUAGCAGGCACAAUUCUUUGCAUGGGUUUACAUCCCAUUUCUGGGCACUUCAUAGCAGAACACUACAUGUUUUUAAAAGGAUACGAGACCUACUCUUAUUACGGACCUCUGAACUGGCUCACCUUUAACGUAGGCUACCACAUGGAGCACCACGACUUCCCCAGCAUUCCUGGGUCCAAGUUGCCAGUGUUUUCCUGCCUGGAGCACAGAGACCUUGCAAAAGGUGCAAGCUCUGCCUGCCUUCCUCCACGAAGUGCUGCUGAGCACAAAGCUAAACAGAGACAGGAGCAAAGAGCUACUGAGCUCUUGCCCCGACAGAUGGGUAGCCCACUCCAGUGCAAGCCCUGAGCCAUCUCCUCUGGUUUCCAGAAUGAACUUAUUCAAAAAGAGAUGGCACCAUACGCUGUUGGGAGGUGUUAAACUGAUAUGCUUGGUGAGCAAGCAACUCCUCCAUCCCUUGAUGCUGGCAGGCUGCUUGCCAGCCAAGACUGGGCUGCCUGCUUCCAGAGUAUGGUGUGCACGAUCACAAAAUUCACGCUUCCCAGUGGAAAGCUUCUGGUGGCAAAACUGUUUUGUGGCAAUUGGGGAUGACAUUUCUUGUUUAUCACGAAUGGGAAUAAUUUAAUGUGGUUCUCACUUGGAUAACAGCUGCAUUCCUUUGGAAAAUAGGAAAACUAUGGUAUCUCCUCAAGUGCUCAGCCAGGGUAGCUGUGUACCAUAGGAAGCUUUUGGGGAUGGGGACCUGGGACAUCCUUUGUGUCUGCAUAGGGCCUCACUGGUGACCUUUAUUCACCAAGGAGCUUACAGUGUGAACAGUCCUUUCUCUUGUCCUCUCAUCCUCUGGCUGUUUAGUUACCCAGCUGGGAAAGAGGAGGAUGCAAACCCCAGAUUAAGUCAUUUCUUACUGUGGUUGCAGGAGGAGAGCAGGGAAUUAAAUCUGCAUCUGCAGAGCUCCUACUCAAUGCCUAGAAAUCACCCUUCAUCCAGCUAUUAACAAAUGCAUCCAAGGGGAAAUGUUGGUGUUGUCUGCAUCACACUGAAAAUGAAUCACCUCUGAAGUACAGACCAACACUUGAAAGCAGGAUGUAGGAAAUUAUCAGGCAGUCAUAGGUAUUCGGUGGCAGGCAUAAUGAGACCUGAAUUAAAUCUCCCUCCUCCAACACAACACUACCAUGCCACUGGCACAGGGAGUGCACAAGGGCUGAAGUAGAGAAGUAAAAGAUCAUAACAAAACUUGUGUUACCCAACCAGCCUCACAGCGAAGUGACUGCUAGGGAGCUGAGCUAACCACGUAACCAGCAGUGAGCAGCGCUGGCUUGUAAUUUACUCCAGGUUUCACCUGGAGUGCUGUGUCCAGUUCUGGGC
Anas platyrhynchos (mallard) is the source of this 2044-nucleotide messenger RNA. NCBI's taxonomy places the organism in Eukaryota, Metazoa, Chordata, Aves, Anseriformes, Anatidae. The record is from RefSeq and is a predicted model, not a curated record.